Molecule: messenger RNA, 822 nt
Organism: Benincasa hispida (wax gourd)
Lineage: Eukaryota; Viridiplantae; Streptophyta; Magnoliopsida; Cucurbitales; Cucurbitaceae
Source: RefSeq, a predicted model, not a curated record
AUGGUCAAUGACUUUUUCUCCUCUAGUAUCAUCAAUGCAUCUUUGAAUGAGACUUAUAUUUGCUUGAUCCCUAAAAAUAUUUUAUUCAAAGACUAUUUCAAUCUCAUUUCAUGUGCAUACAAAAUUAUCAUUGGGGUGCUUUCUAAUCAAUUAAAACCUGUUCUCUCUCAUACUAUUGCUGCCAAUCAACUUGCUUUCAUGGUUAAUAGACAGAUCUUGGAUGCCUCUUUAAUGACAAAUAAGUUAAUUGAUGAUCAGUUUUCCACCAAUAAGGCAGGUUUUGGGGUUGUCUGGCAUUGGUGGAUUAGAAGAUAUGUUGCUAGUGCAAACUAUUCUAUCAUUCUUAAAGGUCAUCCUCGUGGGAAGAUCAUUCUAUCUCAUGGUAUUCAGCAAGGAGAUGCUCUUUCUCUGUUUCUCUUUAUCCUGGUUGCUAAUUGCUUGAGUCGCCUCUUAGAACAUAACUCAUCUCGGGGACAUAUUAUUUCUCAUCCUAUUGGUACUUCUUUUCUCACUUUACAUCAUCUUCAAUUUGCAGAUGAUACCUUAUUAUUUUCUACAUCAGAUCAUUCAACUUUGCAGAAUUUGUUUGAUGUGGUUGGCAUCUUUGAGAGUGCCAUUGGUUUAAAUAUCAAUCUAUCUAAAAGUGAGCUGCUUGGUAUUCAUCUUGUUGAAUCUAAUUGUCAGUGGAUGUUGAAUACAUUUGGUUGUAAUAGGAGUUCCUGGUCGUCUUCUUAUCUGGGUUUUCCCCUUGUUAGAAAUUCUAAGUUUAUGGCUUUUCGGCAACUUGUUGUUGAGAAAAUUAAAUGCAAGCUCAAUAAUUAG